CUAGCGACUAACAGUGUUGCUGCAGAUCCAUCACUCAUUCAGCCGACAUUCUCGCCGACACAGUACUCCGGCGCUCAAUUUCCAGAGAUUCCCGCCAUUCAAUCGCCUCAACACACACAGUAUCCGCAACCACCAUCUCCGAUGCCGUCAAAGCAGUCGAUGCCCAGUCCCCGGAACUCCAGCGGAAAAGCACCAUCACCGUACAUGCGCACGCAACACUGGCAACCAUACCCAUCUAUGCCCUCCUCACGACGACAAUCAAAUGCCUCUGUUCACUCUCGUCAAAGCCAUGCUUCCGUCUCGUCGUCCGACGACUCGAACAAAGGACCCUGCCCUAUCCCAACGUGUGGCAGACACGUCAAGGACUUGAAGGCGCAUAUGCUCACGCAUCAGAACGAGCGACCGGAGAAGUGCCCGAUUCCGAUGUGCGAGUACCACACCAGGGGUUUCGCGCGCAAGUACGACAAAAACAGGCACACCUUAACCCACUACAAAGGCACCAUGGUGUGCGGUUUCUGUCCCGGAAGCGGCAGCUCGGCGGAGAAGAGCUUCAACCGCGCCGACGUCUUCAAGCGCCAUCUGACCUCCGUCCACGGCGUCGAGCAGACCCCACCGAACGCGCGCAAGAAGAGUCCGACCAGUGCUGGCAAGAAAGUCUACGGACAACGCGAAAUGUCUGGCAUGUGCUCGACUUGCGGCGUCACUUUCGCAAACGCGCAGGACUUCUACGAGCAUCUCGAUGACUGCGUGCUUCGCGUCGUGCAGCAAGCGGACCCUUGCGAGGCCAUCAACCAGAAAUCGCUCUCUUCGGUCGCGGACGAUGCGCAAGUCCAAGAAACCAUGGAGCGCCAUUCCCUGCCUACCUCUAUUGACCCCAAUGCGCCAACCUCUUUCGAUCAGGACGAGGAUGCCGACGAGGAAGAGGACGACGGCGAAGACGACGAGGCCAACGACACUACGUACGGCGGUCGCUCAGCGAAGUCGGGCAAGGGCGCUAUCAAGUCGCGCAAAUCGGGUGUCUCUGGGCAGCACGUCGGGGGUGGCACUUACCUUACAACCAAUGGAGCGGUGAGCAAACCGAACGGGAUGCGGAAAGGGUUGACACGGUCACCCAACGGCGUUCCUCUUCCGGGUCCCGUGAGCGGCAAGGGCUCGAAGCGGAGAAAGAACUAUCCCUUGUCUUGGGGUGCGGCGCCGGAAAAGAUGAGGAUGAAGAAGCGGGUGUUGUGCGUGUAUGAUGGCCAGCGCCGUUUGUGGAAGGAUGAUAUGAUGCUCGAUGCUGACCAUGAGGUCCGGAUACCUUUGCAUGGAGUUGGUGAUGGAAGAGCCUGGAUUACAGAUUUGGAUGUGCAGACGCUGAGGCGUGCAGAAGGCCUUCAUAAUGCCACGGAGGAGGAGAAGGGGCCUUGGAUCGAUGAU
This is a messenger RNA of Baudoinia panamericana UAMH 10762, 1419 nucleotides long. RefSeq lists its product as uncharacterized. NCBI's taxonomy places the organism in Eukaryota, Fungi, Ascomycota, Dothideomycetes, Mycosphaerellales, Teratosphaeriaceae. The annotation marks the transcript as partial. The transcript has 2 exons. The record is from RefSeq and is a predicted model, not a curated record.